Vitrella brassicaformis is the source of this 808-nucleotide messenger RNA. The record is from the annotation of a GenBank genome assembly. Lineage: Eukaryota; Vitrellaceae.
GAGGCCUUGAUAAUGGGCAGAGCAGACGAGGAAGGAAAGCUGAAUCGAUUUGCUUUCACUUUUGACGUGAGCACAUGUCCCCUCGACCUCACAGAGGUAAGACUCUUCUCUUUCCCCGUCAACGCACGUAUAAAGGACAAUUCGAUAUGAGACGAGUGUUGGCCCUGGUCGCGUUGGGCGGUGUAGCACAGCAAAGUGCAUUCGGGGAUGUCCGCAGCGACGCAGGCGCACCAGCAGGUGUCGCAGCCUGUGACUUAGGAAACGGUGAUUGUGAAUUUAGCAGCGCUUGGUUCGACCUUCCGACCUCUCAUUACAAUAGCACUGACAGUACUUGUAGCUGCCCAGGCGCUGGUGGUAAGUGGAUUGCACUGUAACUAAGCUCAUAGCUGACUGUCUCUGUCCUGGCUGUAGGCUCCUGUUAUGGCGAGUGCGAGCGCAAGUUCGACGCUGCGGAAGUAGCCACCGUGGGGGCUUUCAAAUAUGGGCGGUUCGAGACCCGUCUCUUUCCGAAUAUCAGAGACAAUGGCGGACUUGUGACUUUUUUCCUCUACAAGAACGACAGUGACAAAGUGCCGGGCACAUCGUGGACGGAGAUUGACUUCGAAGUGCACGGAAUGGGAAAACACUGUCAGGAGCCGAUCCAGACCAACGUAAUUACAGGCACUAUGGAAGACCGCAGCUUCUCAGAAGUGUUCUUCCCCGCACCUGGUCGCUAAAGGAACGUGGACGCACAGUUGAAAGGAGUUAAGAGAGGGUUCCAUCACUUUGCCGUGGAGUGGACGUCCAGCUACGUUUCAUGGUAUUUUGA